CGCACCGAUCAGUUGAGCCGUGAUAUCCGUAGCGCGCGUACUUACACACGAAAUAUCGCUGUAUAGUUUACUACAUAUACGUACAUACAAUACAUAUAUGUAUAUAUAUGUGUACAUAUGUAUAGAUAUAUAUGUAUAUAUAUUAACACCAUAUAAAUACCGAAUAACCGAAUCGUCUAUCCCGAAUCUCCCUAGUCUCGAUAGUUGUACAAAAAGAGAAGUAAUAAUUGAAAGAAAGAAGAGAACGGAACGAAACUAAAAACAAAACAAAACAAUAGAAAAAAUCGCACGCAUCUAAUCAUCUCGUUAUCUAAAUCACCGUUGCUGCCGUUGAAUGUUUUUCUUCGACGUAUAACGAAUUCUCUGUUGCAACGAGAGUGACUCUUCGACUGUCACCUUGAUAAUAACUGUCUGCAGUAACGCACGACGAAGACAACGACGGAGACGAAGACGACAGUUGAACUUGAUGAAUAAAUAAAUAAGGAAUUAAUUUGAAAAAAAAGGCCGCGCGUAAACGUGAAACGCGGCUUAUCCUCGAAUCAGUAGAUUCGAAGACAAUUCUUCGCUGGGGUGGGCAGGUAUUGUCAUUAUUCGGUAAAUUGGACGUCGCUAACGCGCGUAAACAUUAACGAAACGUGUUCCUACGCAUCGUGGAACGUCGUCCCGCGGCCGUAUUGUAAAAAUAAUAAAAACAUAAUUACAAUGUGUGAUAAUACUAACACGACGACGCAAAGUAUAGCGGACUAUCUUUCACAGUUACUAAAAGAUAGGAAGCAAUUAGCCGCUUUCCCUAACGUCUUCAUACACGUAGAACGCCUACUAGAUGAAGAAAUUGCGAAGGUUCGAGCCAGCCUCUUCCAGAUCAGUGGAGUAAAAAAGGAACCGCUGAUAUUGCCAGAACCAGAAGGAGACGUCACAACACUCACAGAAAAGGUCUAUGUGCCGGUCAAAGAACACCCAGACUUCAACUUCGUCGGUAGGAUUCUGGGACCACGUGGUAUGACGGCUAAGCAGCUCGAACAGGAGACUGGAUGCAAAAUCAUGGUUCGGGGCAAAGGUUCAAUGCGAGACAAAAAGAAGGAGGAACAAAACCGAGGUAAACCAAAUUGGGAACACCUAACAGACGAGCUACACGUUUUACUGACGGUAGAAGAUACAGAGAAUCGAGCAACCCUCAAACUCGCACGUGCCGUUGAAGAAGUCAGGAAGCUACUCGUACCCCAGGCUGAUGGUGAGGACGAGCUGAAGAAAAGGCAGCUCAUGGAGCUUGCCAUAAUAAACGGAACUUAUCGUGACUCCAACACGAAGGUUGCUGCUGCUGCAGCCUGUGACGAGGAAUGGAGGCGCGUCGCGCAAGCGGCGGCCGAAACGCAGCGUCUUCUCCCCGGCCUGACCGCCCCGAUGAGGAAUCCCAGCACGCCGUUGGGUGCGCCGCUGAUCCUCUCCCCGAGGAUAUCGGUCCCGACGACCGCCGCCUCCCUCCUGAACGGAUCCGGUCCUCCGGGGUCCUUGCUGUCCGCGGGGGAUCCUCACGGACUAAUUUACACUCCAUACGCGGAUUACGCGAACUACGCAGCACUCGCAGCAUCGCCGCUCCUCACCGAGUACGCUACAGCUGACCAUUCUGGUGCAGCAGCCGCUGCCAAGCAGCGUAGGCACCUGGGUCAGAUUCGCGAGCACCCUUAUCAAAGGGCCGGCGCUCUCUCGUGAAUACAGAGUACUCUAUUUCGCCUCCGCGGAAAGGCUUGGAGUGCUAACAAUGGAAUCCACUCGCCCCGUGCUAACACCUGGACUCUGGAAGAGCAUCCGCGUACGAUUGAUUCGUCAGACAGCCGACCACCUUCGCCGCCCGCGUCACCAGCCCUGUUCGUCGAGCCUAUAUCUAUCCUGCAUCCCAUCCGUGUCUCAGAUUUUGUAUUUUUUGGUUCCAAUUUGGAGGCCGAUAAAAAUUUUCGCAACGCCGGAUGCAGCUACGAAUAUUGACCGAACAUUUUCUGACUUUCUGAUUCUUUGUCUUUGCAUCGGCGUUGCUAUAAAAUAUGUUGGAUAUUCCUAAUCUUGAAAGACGAUGAUGAAGACACUGCUGUAAAUUUUUAUUGUAUUCGUUUAAUAUCAAUAUUACACUAGCGUGUGUAUGCGAGAGAAAACAUUCAAAUAUUGUACAACGCAUCGUAAAGUCACUCGCGCAUAUAACGAUCACAGGUGUGAUUUUUUUCAUCUUAUCAACUUCGGUACACCAUAAGGCAAAUCAAAGCUUAGCUGCUUUUGUCAAUUAUAUCAUUGACUGCGUACUGGCACAGGCCGUAGCUUGCGAUUGUUCGUUACAUGUUUUAUCGUGAAAUGUAUUCGGUUCAUCGAAUAUUUGGGAUUGAAAAUCACUCACAUCCCAUCUUUGCUACAGUAACUUUUGGCCAUCCAAAAACAGCAAGCCUCGCUGCAGUCAUUUUAAUUUCCAUCAUUCAUUUCACAAUCUCUACAAACCGCUUGCUAAGGUUGCAUAUAAUUUAUUACCCUGUGUACAGCCAGCGUACUUACAGAGUCGCAGUAACAUCUUAAGCUGUGUGUUUGACACAUCAGUGACAGAAACAGUGUUUGACACAUCCCGGUUUUCUUUCGUAGUUUUAUAUACAAUUAGUGGAAAAAAAACCAAUACGAGAAUCGAAAUGAUAUGCAAUCAAAACGAUUACAGGGUGAAGAUAUGGAAUACUUUCACCAAUGCUCUUGAGAAGAAACACUCUAGCUUUCGUAAAAAAUUAUAUUUCAUUUUUAUUUUUUUGUUUUUCGGAGAGAAAAGAUAAGACCGAAAUUAAUUGAAGAAAACUCUGCACGCAGGUGUUGAGGUACAACAAAUAGCAUGGUGAAUACGAUUUUAUUGAUGAAAUAACAUCCGAUAGAUCUAUUGCUAGCACUUUCCGUUACGAAAUUAUUAUCUCUUAAGAAUAUAUAUAUAAAUAAAUUUAUGUAAUUUGUUAAUAAGUGUGAGAGUGAAUGAGUGAGAGCGAAUUACUUAAUGUUGAUCAACGUUACAUCAUAUAAUUACGUCGUGUUAACUUAUAGGUCUGCCAUAAAUAUAACUUUAAGAAUUUUAGUUAUACAUUAUUCUGUUUUGUAUAAUUAUUAUUUCCAAAUUUAGUAUGCCCCAAUCAAUUAGACAGAUGCAGGAAAAUGAAUUCAUUCAGAAGCAUCCUGGAAAUUAUUAUAAUCGGUAGCUCGCCUUUCUUGUACAUACAUGCUUGAAGCAUAGCUACACUUGGAGUGAUCUGCAAUCUACUUAAGUUCAUGUUAUCUCAAAUUCUGAAUUAUUUUAUUAUUAUUAUUAUUAUUAUUAUUAUUAAAUUUAUCAUUAUUUUACGUAGAUGUUAGCUAUAUACAAUGAUGAGAAUCUCUUUAUGCCUGUAUUAUCUAUAUAUAUAUAUACAUGUAUAUGUAUAUAAUAAUACAACACAUGCGUCCAUUUACCGUAACGAAUGUAAAUUAUACCUAUGGCACUUGACCAUAAGUAUAAAUGAACCCGUGUAAGCAUUUGUUCGCAUGGGAUGUGUACAUUCAUCAACAGAUACAUAUAUAUAUAUAUGUAUAUAUAUAUAUACAUAUUUAUACACAUCAAAAUAUAUAUGUAUACAUAGUAAAUGAUAUAUAUUUUGCCUUAAAGCAUUAUUGUUAGUAAAAUGAAUAUUUCAGUUUAAAUUUAUUGCAAUAGUUACGCAUAGUAAAUAUAUUCGGAUCUUAGUUGCAUAUGAUAUAUUUUAUUUCUAUGUUAGCACACGCUCAUUAUUGACGCGGCGUGCAGGAUUUCGUGGCAAUAUUUAAUAAUAUGCGGGCAGCAAUACAAAAUAGUCGUGAUUUUAUUAUCUCUGUGAAGAUCUGAUUUAAAGAAAUUAUGGUACUUCGUAUAAAUUUGUAGAGAUUUUAAGUUGCAAUUAAAUCGCAAUAUUGUUUAAAUAGUAAAUAAAAAGAAAUUAUAAUUACAGAUUAAAAAGUUUUUGCCUAACGUCGGUACCACGUUGUUUUGCGAUUUAUCUUAAUUGCUUACCUUUCGAUUUUGUCUCUUACGAGAGAAAGAAUAAUGUUGCAAUUGAUACGUUUAUUGGUAAUUCAGGUUUAUCCAUUAUACACUUUAGAGUUAAUAUGGUGAGCUAAAGUCAAACUAGAGAAGGUUUACUAAUCUCAGGAUAAAAUCGUCGCAGACAUGGAAGUAUGCCUACUCCAAACCGACAACAUAUGGAAAAUCGUAUGAACAAGAUAUUAAUUUUUGUCUUGUUCUGAAUGGAAUCCUCAACUGGUGAUGACGUCUUUCCCGUACGGUUAUAGAUUCUUGGAUAUUUCAUGAACGUUUGUGGCCGUACACAUGACACAAAGAAGAUGCAAGUACCAAUACAGUGACACAUCGCUAGCAAACUGGAGAACGGCGCGUUCAAUACACGCACCCAUAUUGUACUUUGUGAAACGUGUUAUGAAAUAAAAAUUUGACGUUGUCUUGAAA
Neodiprion virginianus is the source of this 4483-nucleotide messenger RNA. RefSeq names its product protein held out wings (gene how). Gene Ontology annotation, cellular component: nucleus. Gene Ontology annotation, biological process: regulation of mRNA splicing, via spliceosome. The transcript has 8 exons. Gene Ontology annotation, molecular function: mRNA binding. NCBI's taxonomy places the organism in Eukaryota, Metazoa, Arthropoda, Insecta, Hymenoptera, Diprionidae. The record is from RefSeq and is a predicted model, not a curated record. The coding region runs from base 703 to 1710 and encodes 335 amino acids.